Molecule: messenger RNA, 1520 nt
Organism: Contarinia nasturtii (swede midge)
Lineage: Eukaryota; Metazoa; Arthropoda; Insecta; Diptera; Cecidomyiidae
Exons: 9
Coding region: 172-1305 (377 amino acids)
Molecular function (GO): oxidoreductase activity
Source: RefSeq, a predicted model, not a curated record
UGUUUAUAUGUAUAUUAGUGUGUUGAUUUGUACGCACUGGAAAUUUACGUGAAAGAGGAAUUCGUUUAUUAUUUUAGAUAACAUUUAGACAAAUAUCAAUUUUUGUGAUUGUCGUAUUUUUAAAUAUACGCCGUAUUAGAAUACGCCGUUUAUUCCAUAGAAAAUUUUAACAUGAAAAACUUCAAGUACCUAUAUACUGUAGUACGGAAUAUAGGACAAAAAUAUGGAUCAAAUCGCGAUGUCAUUCCUGUCAAUGAGGCAAAGAGAUUUGUGGUCGACUGCUUUCGUUCGUUGAAAGUACCACAGAACCAUGCUGACCUAAUGGCCAAUUUGUUAAUAGCAGCUGAUUGUCGCGGUCACUUCAGUCACGGUAUGAAUCGCCUUGAAAUGUAUUUGAACGAUAUACAAUCUGCUACGACUGACGGUGCUGCGGUCCCGACAAUUCUUAAAGAAUCACCAUGUACUGCCUGGGUUAAUGGAAAUAAUGGACUUGGUGCAGUUGUUGGCCGUUUCUGCAUGGAUUUGGCAAUAAAAAAAGCGAAAGAAGUUGGUGUCGGAUGGGUUUGCGCGAAUCAUUCCAAUCAUUACGGAAUUGCCGGUUGGUAUGCAAUACAAGCUCAAGAACACGGGUUGAUCGGAAUAUCGAUGACAAAUACAUCGCCGAUAUUGUGUCCGACACGGGGUAAAGAAGCGGCACUCGGAACAAAUCCAAUCAGCGUUGCAGCACCAGCAAAUAACGGCGAUGGCUUUGUAUUAGAUAUGGCAACGACUGCUGUUGCUGUUGGAAAAGUCGAAUUGCAGCUGCGAAAAGAAUUGCCAAUUCCAUCUGGAUGGGCUUUGGACAAAGAUGCCAAUGUUACUACCGAUCCGAAAAAAGCAUUUGAAGCAAGCAUGUUGCUACCUUUGGGUGGCUUGGAAGAGACAUCAGGAUAUAAAGGCUAUGGCUUGUGCGGCAUGGUCGAAGUGAUGACUGGGAUUCUAUCUAAUGCCAAUUUUUCAACAAAAAUCAGAAAGUGGACAUUGGAUGGAUCAGGUUCUGAAGCAAAUCUUGGACAAGUAUUCAUUGCAGUUAAUCCUGAUUGCUUUGCUCCCGGAUUUACGGAUCGAAUGACUGAAAUGAAUGGCAUUCUUCGCAACGUACAACCUGUGAAUGAAGAGAAACCAGUUUUGGUUCCAGGCGAUCCAGAACAUGCUCAUAUGAAAAAGACGGACGAAGAAGGUGGCAUUCGUUAUCAUGUUAAUCAACUCAGCAACUGCGAUGACAUUGCUGCAAAGCUCAAAGUUCCCAAAAUUGGAACAAUGUAAAAUUCUAUUUUUGCCAUAUUCAAUACAGUAAUAUAUGAUUUAGAGAUGGGUCUGACAUCAAAAAUGCUAUGUAGACCGAAAAAACUGAGAGCGAAAAAAUAUUUGGAACCAAAUUUAGAAAAUGCCUUUUUAAUAAGUAACGAACGUUUCACAUAUCAUUGAAAUUCUUAAAAAUCAAAUUUUGACGAAUAAAGCAUUUUUAUCUAUACUUUGAA